UUUUUUAGUGUUAGGUUCCUAUAAUAUAAAAAAUAUCAAUAUCACUAAAAAGCAUAAAAUUAAAAUAAAAAAAAAGACUUCUGCCGCGCCAGCCUGACUUCAAUAGUAUUUUUUUAAAAGUCGCUUUUGAGAUAAGCAUUAUUCACGACGUUUUUUAAAGUUUUAGAGAAAAUGAAAAAAGCCAUGAAAACCGUCUAUUAUCGCUUCUUGUUAAUUCUCUCUUUCUUUCCCUCUCUCUCUCAAAGUAAUAAUUAUUAUUUUUAAAAUUUAGUAUUAAUUUCUUAAAUAAAAAUCACUUACUUAGAGUUGUUUUUAUGUCCUCUUAACUUCCCAUGUUAAGGUUAAUAAAUCUGUGUUAUUUGUUGAAUCAUUUUAAAAGAGUUAGAUUAAUUUUAAAUCGUAUUAAGUAGCUUUAUUAUUAGGUUCUAUACUAAUGGGGCCCUAUGAUUUUAUCAACAGGGCGAGAAGAAGAAAGAAGCUGGCAAAAGCGCUCGAUAGGCAAGCGAGGAAGCUACGGGCUAAAGGCAUCGCCGUCGACCUGGAAGCUCUUAAGGCGGAAUACUUGGCACAGCACCGGAACACCGGCCUGUACUCCGAUUCAGAUGGCGACGGUGAGGAGUGCAUGAUCGACGUGGUAGGAGGGGAUUCGUGUCACGACUCCGGCCCAGAAGACUUCUCGUUGUCCGGACGCUUGAGGGCGCCCACCGCGGACGGCAUCAACAACUCGGACAGCUCCACAUCGGACGCGCACUCCGGCCGCAACUUCAGUCCGCUUCCAGAUCCGCAACCUUCGUUCUUCAAACAGUUCGGCAACCCCGCCACGCACUUCGACAAGUUCGACUUCGACCCGAGUCGAGCGGUGUCUUUAGAUCUAUCCGGUGGUGGCACGGCGACAGAACAAGACUUAACAAAAAACGGUGGCGCGAGAAAACAUAACCCUUUCAGUAUAGAAUCACUUCUUAAUACGUGAAAGUGACCGCAUAAGAGGCUAACGAAGAGUGAACUUACAGGCAUUUUGUGAACUGUUCCUUUGCUUUGAAGUUAAAGUGAAACGUUAAUUAUCAUUAGUUUUAAUAAAAGCUUCGUAAUAAAGACUUGAUAGGUACCAGUUAUUACAUAUCCAGUGUGAAUAUUAGAAGGUAGGUGACUUGUAUAUAUAUGAUACAGCUCGUAAUGUAUAUAGUCCUCGAUAUAUUUAUUUUCGGUUUUAUGUUAAUAUAUUAUUCAACUAAUUCGGGGCAAUAAAUUUUAAAAGAUAUGAUUGUUGAUAAUGUUUUAGUUUAUUUUUAAACUUUUAUAUUUUACGCCUGCGAGUCAAUGUUUGUGUUCUUUAAGUUAUAAAAAGAAAUCUUAAAAUAUUUUCAUGUAUUACAAAAUGGUUUCGUGUCUAUGCAUUGAUAUUGUGAAGAUGACAUAAGAAUUGUCAAUUUCUAUUUAAAUAAAACGAAUCAUGGCAUAAAUCUAACUCAUUGAGCCCAGCACUGUUGAAUUAGUUAUGUAACAAUUUAUAAACAAUAUUAUAUUACGUAUACAUAUUUUUGAAAAGUUAAAAAGCUGACUUAAUUAUUACACCGGACAUUGUUCUGCCCUUAUAAUAUUUCUUUAGAAUAAUUACCUACCAGGUUAGCGACCGCGUCAACGUCUAGCUAAGAAUCUGGCCAUAGCUAUAUGUUUUAAUAAUAUUCUUUUGUUUUGUAUUAUUUAUAUUGUUAUCACAGCAGGAGCAUCCACGCUUUGUAGUAAAUUAAGAGAUAAAGUAUGAGGAAAAUAUAUAUUUAAAAAUACGUACACACAAGGCACUUAAUGAAAAGUCAUAAAUUCAAAUUAAAACCUCAUUAAAAAUAUAUAUAAAACACUUUUUAAAUGAGGCUAGCGAAACACAAAAUUUUGGUAUAUUUCAGUUUUAUUUUUUUUGUUAGUUUUUUUAAAACUGAAAACUGUAACAAGCAAAAGCUUUGUUUAAAUACGUAAAUAAUAAAACAAAAAUAUUAUAAAAAUGUUUUUUUAAUAGCUAUGACUUUAAACCGAAAUCGCUAUCCGAACUUAAUAUCGCUCUGUCCUAAAAUAUGUACCUUAGACCUAUUAGGAAAUUAAAUUAAGUAAUAAAACAAAUAAAACCUUCUUCAAAAGGUAAUAAAUAUUUCAUUUCAUUAAAAUUCUUCAAAAGAAUUCAAAAUCUGCAUAGCUGACUCAAUUUCAACCCGGAAUCCUGACACCGUCGCGAACUGAUGUAUAGUUCCAUAAGCCAUUUAGCAUAUUACUACAAUAUAAUAAGUUUGCUCUUCUCUUUGUUUUGCUGGAUUGAAAAUAUAGUUUUAGUUCAAAU
This is a messenger RNA of Diatraea saccharalis (sugarcane borer), 2326 nucleotides long. The record is from the annotation of a GenBank genome assembly. NCBI's taxonomy places the organism in Eukaryota, Metazoa, Arthropoda, Insecta, Lepidoptera, Crambidae.